AUGGACCACGUCUCUGGUACAACCUACUAGACUGACAACAGUCUCUCUCUUGCUACUCAGAUUGACGUGGCAGAUGAAAGAGAGAAGAAGCUGUUUGAGGCACUGGAAACAGCAGAGGAGGGGGAAGGAUAUCUGGCCGAAGCUACGAUUACUGGUGGGCCUGCUACUCCCCAUCCAGGCUUGAUGAAAGAGGUGCGAAAAAAACGCAGAAAUAAACACAAACGUGAUUCUGCGCCCUCAGAAGGUAAACGUCGCUUUAUGGUCCUUUAA
Molecule: messenger RNA, 270 nt
Organism: Protopolystoma xenopodis
Lineage: Eukaryota; Metazoa; Platyhelminthes; Monogenea; Polystomatidea; Polystomatidae
Source: the annotation of a GenBank genome assembly